This is a messenger RNA of Molossus molossus (Pallas's mastiff bat), 1022 nucleotides long. RefSeq names its product transcription factor 21 (gene TCF21). Bases 26 to 565 code for a protein of 179 amino acids. Gene Ontology annotation, biological process: regulation of transcription by RNA polymerase II; developmental process. NCBI's taxonomy places the organism in Eukaryota, Metazoa, Chordata, Mammalia, Chiroptera, Molossidae. The transcript has 2 exons. The record is from RefSeq and is a predicted model, not a curated record. Gene Ontology annotation, molecular function: protein dimerization activity; RNA polymerase II transcription regulatory region sequence-specific DNA binding; DNA-binding transcription factor activity, RNA polymerase II-specific.
CUCCCUUUCAUCCCCUCCCGCAAACAUGUCCACGGGCUCCCUCAGCGACGUGGAGGACCUCCAAGAAGUGGAGAUGCUGGACUGCGACGGGCUGAAAAUGGACUCUAACAAGGAGUUUGUGACUUCCAACGAGAGCACCGAGGAGAGCUCCAACUGCGAGACUGGGUCUCCCCAGAAGGGCCGCGGCGGCCUGGGCAAAAGGAGGAAGGCGCCCACCAAGAAGAGCCCCUUGAGCGGGGUCAGCCAGGAGGGGAAGCAGGUCCAGCGCAACGCGGCCAACGCGCGCGAGCGGGCCCGGAUGCGGGUGCUAAGCAAGGCCUUCUCCAGGCUCAAGACCACCCUGCCCUGGGUGCCCCCGGACACCAAGCUCUCCAAGCUGGACACGCUCCGACUGGCGUCCAGCUACAUCGCCCAUUUGAGGCAGAUCCUGGCUAACGACAAGUACGAGAACGGUUACAUCCACCCGGUCAACCUGACGUGGCCCUUUAUGGUGGCCGGGAAACCAGAGAGUGACCUGAAGGAAGUGGUGACCGCGAGCCGCUUGUGUGGAACCACGGCGUCCUGACCUCGGAGGUGCGAGUCUGGGAAAGGCGCGCUCCCUGGGGGAACGGCCCCGGGGAAGGCGACCCCUGCCCUCCCCGCUCUCUGUCUCUGCUUCCCCUGCAAAGCUCCUCUCCCUGUCCCACCCUGCGAGAACACUUUACCGCGACGAGGAGAUUCGUUUCCAAACCAGAGGAGAUCAAGUGUACUUACAAAGAUUCCCAUCUAUUUAACUUUAUUAAUUUGUACCGUGAAUGACUCUGCGAGCCUUGCUGGUCCAAGUGCAAUAUGUAUUAUAAAUAUAUGAAUAGCUAAUAAGAGCCUAUCAAUGUGUAUCUUUUGUACAAUAUGUUGUAAAGUGUAGAUCAUAGAAUAGCUGACUUUGACAGUCACAUUUAUAAAGUAAUUCACUUGAAGAUAUAUAUUUUUUUCAAACAAGUUUUGCUACUUUCGAAAAUAAAUCCUUCUUUAUAUUGCUAAAA